Messenger RNA from Homarus americanus (American lobster), 2823 nucleotides. RefSeq lists its product as uncharacterized. The record is from RefSeq and is a predicted model, not a curated record. The coding region runs from base 1 to 2823 and encodes 940 amino acids. Lineage: Eukaryota; Metazoa; Arthropoda; Malacostraca; Decapoda; Nephropidae. The transcript has 6 exons. Gene Ontology annotation, molecular function: nucleic acid binding.
AUGUUAAAAGAAGCUCAAUGCCAGGUCACAGGAACACCAAAUCAGAUCAUUAAACCAGCUCCCCUAAUACCAAUUCCUGUGUCUCAAGAACCAUUCCACAAGGUGAUAAUUGACACUGUGGAACCUUUACCAAAAACCAGAAGUGGAAAUCAGAACUUGUUGACCAUAAGAUGCAUCACGUCCAAGUUAAUCAUCAAAUCAUUGACUCAAUUCUUUGCUCAGUACGGGAUCCCCAGUCAAAUUCAGUCAGAUCAGGAUUCACCUUUCACUUCCAAUGUGUUUAAACAAGUGAUGGCCACUGCUUAUCAUCCAGAGUCCCAAGGAGCUUUAGAAAGGUUCCAUCAAACUUACAAAAACAUGUUAACGAAAUACUGUAAUGAAAACAGUGUUGACUGGGAUGAAGGUGUUCACUUUGUGUUAUCUGUUAUUAGGAGCAGUAAGCAAGAAUCCCUUGGGCUUUCUCCGUUUGAGUUAGUGUUCGGCCAUGAGGUUAGAGGACCUUUGAAGGUAUUGAAAGAUUCAUGGUUGGAUGAUAAACCUCAGAAAUCCCUGUUAACCUAUGUUACUCAGUUUAAAGAAAUAAUUAAGAAAGCAUUAGAAUUUGCUAGGUCUAAAUUAGAGAAAGUUCAGAGUCAUAUGAAGAACAAAUUUGACAGAAAUUUAGAGUUUAGUGAGUUCAAGCCAGAUGAAAGUUCAGUGGUCAGUGUGGUGUUGAGUUCACCUGACUACAGUGAAGAGCAUGCAGAGUUUCAAGAGAUUCAGAUCAAUAAUGAAAUGAAGUUGCAAAAUUCUGACAUACUGGCUAAUCCCUUUAAAAAAAUUCAUCAUCUAUCAUCAGAUCAAGCUGAAGAUGUGAGGUGCCUUCUCCAGGACUUCCCACAGCUAUUUGUGGACAUUCCACAGCGGUGCCGACUGGUGCAGCAUGAUGUUGAACUGGUGGAGGGCGCCAAACCAAUCAAGCAGGCACCAUAUCACAUGAAUCCAGCUAAGCGAGAACUUCUUGAGCAAGAAGUGAAGUUCCUUCUCGCUUACAACUUCGUUGAAAAGAGUAGCAGUGAGUGGGCUUCCCCUUGCCUACUUGUGCCGAAACCUAUUGGGAGUUCAAGAAUGUGCGCGGACUACCGCAGAAUGAAGAGCAUCACAAAAACAGAUUCAUACUCAAUACCAAGAAUUGACGACAUAAUAGACAAUCUGGUUAAAUGUGGUCUAGACGGAGUGCAGUCUUACCUUGAUGACCUCAAUGUAUACAGCAGCACCUGGGAGGAACACUUGUCACGACUACGCCUUCUUUUCGUCAGUCUUGCUGAAGCUUGUCUCACGAUCAACUUACUCAAGAGUAAAUUCGCCCAUGCUAAACUAGUCUACCUGGGGCACAUCGUAGGGUUUAGUGAGGUCAGUCCAGUUGCAGGGAAGGUAGAAGCCAUCAACAACCUACCGAUUCCUGAGACCCCGAAAGGAGGCCAUGAGGUUUCUGGGUACGGCUGGAUACUACAGACGGUUCUGCCAAACUUAUCUCAAGUUGUAAUUCCACUAACUGACCUUGUGAGCCCAAAGAAAAAAUUCACUUGGACACCUGCUUGUCAAGAAGCAUUCAACAAGAUGCGCAUUCUGCUCACCAAUGCACCAGUUCUCCAAGCACCAGACUUCAGCCAACCAUUCAUCCUUCAAGUAGAUGCCAGUGACUUAGAGGCUGUAGCUGUAUUACUCCAAGAGGGAGCAGACGAGAUUUUACAUCCGGUAUGUUAUGCUUCAACCAAGUUCAAGAAACAUCAGAAGAACUAUGCUACAAUAGAAAAAGAAUGUACUGCAUUGCUGUAUGGACUAGAUAAGAUAAAUGUGAACCUCAGUAGUUCAGUUGAUUCUAUUAUUGUUUAUACUGAUCAUAACCCCCUAAAGUUUAUAAAUAAAAUGCAGAAUAAGAAUCAAAGAUUAAUGAGGUGGUCUCUUGCCUCACAGCAAUAUAAGUGGGCCAUAAAACAUAUAAAGGGAAGGGAUAAUAUAAUUGCAGAUGUGUUGUCAAAACAGUCUAGUUCUCAACUACGCACAGUUGAAGAUUACCCAGACUGGAGUCGACUCCUGCCGAGCCUACCCGAAUGUGGACUGAGAUCAGUACCAGCUAACACUACAUCACGGGAUUUAAGGAAGGUUGUCAAAGUGGUUCAAGACAGCCCCAGGUCAGCCCCCAGGCUGACCGCCCCAAGAAGAUUGGUUGACAAUGACAACGUGUCUAUAAACAAUUUAUAUAGGAUUAUUGGGUUCCUUCAGUUUGUCUUGUCACCAAAUGAACCCUUACUCAAGAAAGCCCAAAAGAAAGAAUUUAAAGUUGGGAUUAUGCUUGUAGACUACUUGGAGGAAAUUGCUGAACCGGCGGAACAUACUCCUAGGGCUCUGUCAGUGGCACCAGUCACCAGCUCUAAGGAAAAACCACAAGCCAUCACCGGAACCAAACCCAAAAUGAUUCGUUUUUGCAAAGUCUGCAAACGUAAGGGGCAUACCAUAGAAAAAUGUUGGUUUGCAAGACAAGCAGAUAAGUACCCAGCCAUCCAGUGGCAAGAUCGAGAAAAAGGAUCCUCGCAGGACUUUACAAAUUCAGAUAGUCAUGCUAAACCAAAAAUUCCAAGGGGACAUUACACAGGAAAUAAAAUGUCUCAAAACACGAAAGGCACUCCGAAUAAAUGGUGUGUAAUACAGCAGUCUCCAUACCACAACACGGAAGAUUGCAGAAAAAUACAGCGUAUGACGCAAAAAAUUGAAAAUCGACGGGAGACAAGUACACUGCCUUCGGGGGAAGAGGCGCGCGUCCAGCAACACGCUCUUGGAUAG